AUGGAUAUAGAUACAAGUCGAGUGAUAGAUGAAGUACACCUAAGAAGGCAUUUGUGGAAUGCAUCUGAUGCAUUCUAUAAAAAUAAAGACGCAAGAAACAAAUUCUGGGAGGAUAUUGUUACAUUGUUCGAAAAUGUGUCGGAGGAAGAAGAACAACAACUAGGUGUUGCCCAUUGUCAGGAUACUGUGUUUGCAUAUGGAUGUUUCAUAUUUCAUCAAUUAAGCGAAAGUGACAAAAAUAUGAAGAGAAUAUUUAAUAAUUUUAUGACUUCGUUUAUUAGUAAGGGGAAUCCAAUUAUCGCCGAGAACUUGGAAUGGUUACCAACCAAAGGAAACAAUCUGUCGUUUCUAAAUAUUACCAACUUUGACAAUAUUAAAAUGGAUGCAGCAGCUUCUUUAUAUCCUACAGAUGUCUGGUCUGAAUUAAUUAAAUCUGAGUUCCAGAAUUAG
Molecule: messenger RNA, 450 nt
Organism: Diabrotica balteata
Lineage: Eukaryota; Metazoa; Arthropoda; Insecta; Coleoptera; Chrysomelidae
Source: the annotation of a GenBank genome assembly